Molecule: messenger RNA, 1734 nt
Organism: Alnus glutinosa
Lineage: Eukaryota; Viridiplantae; Streptophyta; Magnoliopsida; Fagales; Betulaceae
Exons: 2
Coding region: 348-1226 (292 amino acids)
Source: RefSeq, a predicted model, not a curated record
AGAAGGGGCUUCUCUUCGAAGAAACAAACCCUCCUAACGUGGCAAUAACCUCGGACACUUUCCCAUCUCUGAUCACGUCACGGGGACUCCUCAACUGCUUUCCAAUUCCUCAUCCAAUCGGACCGCUCUUGCGGGUCUUAUUAUUAUUAUACAUCUUUUGCCAAGAAACCCACCUGCUUUUUGCCCUGCAAAACCUGAGAUUUGCCGUUCCUGGUCUUGUUUGCUGCUAAGGACGCAGCUUCUGGCGUUUUUUUUUUUCUUGUUUAUUCUUCCUUUGCUUCGCUUUACGGGAUUAUUUUGCGUUGUGUUUUGGGCGCGUUUGGCUUGGGGGUUUACCUGUUUAAGAGAUGGGUCGUUGGAGAAGACAACAACAAGGUGGAAUUCAUCAUCAAGAGGCUCAGGGGGCAAGAUCACAGAACAGGAAGCCACCUGUGGAUACUUGGCAGUUAUCUGUGCCUCCCUGGGAAAAGAAAUUCUGCGCAUUAAUUGGUUCAGUUCCAUGGCGAAAGCUCUUGGAAACCAAAAAGUGUAUGUAUCUCUAUGACAAUGUGGUUCAAUGGAAUGACUCUGCUGGUGAAGAGGCAUUUCACAAUGCAAAAAACCGGUUUUGGGCAGAGAUUAAUGGCCUUCCAUGUGACAUAUUGUUGCCUGAUCCUGAUACUUAUAUUGAUGAAGUUGAUUGGAACUCCACGAUAGAUCCUGAAUUGUUGUUGGACUUGGAACGGGAACCCAAGUCUCAUAGUGACGGAGAUAAAGAUGAGAACGUUGUGAUUCUUGGUGAUUCCCUCCCCUUGAACCAGUCUGUUCCUUGCACAGGAUGGGGAGAUGCUGAAGAGGACUUGAGAAAAACUACAGAUUUACCUUGGAAUCCUGGAUAUGGAUAUUGUGACCACAAUGUGGAUAGUGCUAAUUCUUGGGAACAUAAUCAUGGCCAGAGUAAUAGAGCCAUGGUAGAUAAUGGAUGGGAAAAUGAUCAGAAUGAUUCAUGGGGAUGGAAUCAGUGGAAAAGUGGUUGUAAUGAGUGGGAGAACAAAAAUAACGUGUCAAAUAACAUGGAUGCUGGGGGUGGAUAUUGGGGAAUGUGGGAUGACAAUGGUAGAAAGAAAGAAGGCUCUGACCAGUACAUGUCAAGGUAUAAAACCUCACGUUUUCAUGGCAAUGACUAUCAAAUGGCUCAUGGAUGGAGAAAUGGCAGGGGAAGGGGGGUAAAUGUUGCAUAUGAAUGACCAUUUCAAUAUUUUUUUAAAAAAGAAGAAGAAAAAAAAAAAAAACACUGCUUCAAGCCUGUGGAACCUGAACUUUUGCGGUUAUGCCAUUAUGUAUACAGCAGAGCAGGAGAUCAUUGAGUUGGGAGAAGUCAGUUUUGUGAACCCUUUUGAGUGUGUAUAAUAUGUUAUCUACUUUACAGUUUGUUAUAUUCUUUGUUAUCAGCAGAAGAUAUGGUAUGUAAGAGUGUACUACAUAUACUGAGAAAAGUCCCACAUAUGUUCGGUUUAUGCUGCGAUUUUGUGGUUUGCUUGGUAAGACUCGGGCAGAUUUUGAUCAUGGUUUGUUGCUGCUGGGGUCAGGGAGCAUUGUUAACAUGUUUAGUCUAUAAUUUGUUGCUGCUUUGCUGUGUAUAUAAGGAUCACAAUGUCAAUGUUGAGGGUUUAGAGAAUUAUAAGUUUUGAUGUAAGUUCAUUAAGAUUUUCGUCCUAGUAAUGAAUUGUUAUUCCCAUAUUAUCCUUUGCCAAA